Armigeres subalbatus is the source of this 4038-nucleotide messenger RNA. Its product is annotated as collagen alpha chain CG42342. The transcript is spliced from 15 exons. The record is from RefSeq and is a predicted model, not a curated record. NCBI's taxonomy places the organism in Eukaryota, Metazoa, Arthropoda, Insecta, Diptera, Culicidae. The coding region runs from base 876 to 2828 and encodes 650 amino acids.
CGGCGGAUGUCUCCUGGGCGUUCCGGGCUUGACCAUUGGUUAUUGCUGCAGCAGACCGUCCACCACCAGUAGUAUCAGCCAGCGCGUGCUGCAUUAUUAAUGAUAUUUCGGUUGAACCGUGAAAUCGCUCACACCGGCUGACGGGUCGCCGCUCAUCGGCCGAGUGCGAGCUCUCGAGAUUGGAGCAGAACCGCUCCAUCACAUGUGGUGCAGUUGAGCAGUUGUCGGUCGGUUCGGUUUGUUGAAUGGAUGGAUGCUGCUGCAACAACCUGAUGUCGGUGGACCGCUCGAGCGAGAAUUCAGUCGGUGUCAACGAGCGGAACGGACAACAUCUCCCGGAGGAGUAGAGCAGGAGACGCGUGUCCCCGGGAUCGAACCAUCAACUCCCGCAGUAGUCCGGAUUUUUUUUUAGAUUUUGGGAGUGCGUGGGGAACGGAAACGAAGAAAAUCAAAAGUUUGACGUUGAUUCGAGUGUAGUAGGUGGUGCGUUUUUCUCCGUGCGGUUGCUAGGAUUAACGGCGAAACGAGGGAGUGAAUUUAAUUUAAUUUCCCGACUUUUUUUCUUCGCUGGAUUCGAUGAUCGAAAGAAGAAGAGUAAAGUAUCGAAAGGAAAUUUAUUGUUUUUCAGUGAAAAAGUUUUCCCGCUGCUGAGGUGGCAGAAGUAAGUGUCGGAGAAGAAAAAAAGUUUCCGGUUCAGUUCCGAGCGGAGACUGGUGAAGUCGGUGGGUGAGAAGGGCGAAGAAAACGCCAAAGUGCAAGCCGGCAAAUGAAGCAAAAUAAUGGAAAUGCCGAAGCCCAGUGAGUGUAGCAUAGUGGAAGUCACGUGCAGUCUGAAACAUAGAGUAGUGUAGUGGAUUGAAGGUCCCCGAUGUGCCAUGGAAACCAUUUCUGACAUUCCACCGAAGCAGCGCCAGCCGAAUUCGGUUGCCGAGGCUGACCUGCUGCAGGACACCAAAAAGCGACCGUCAUCAAUAUCGCCAUCAACGGUAGCAGCAGCUAGCAGCGCCAAAGCAGCUGGGAGAAGCCCCACGAGAAAGAAUGCGACGGGUUUGAACGGUCACGGCCGCAAGGGCAGUGGUAGUGGCCUGGAGCGUGGUGCUGCUCCACCCAAAACGAAAUCCAGCUCCUCCUCAUCGGCCAGCAGUCUGGUCAGCUACCUUUUCUAUCUGCUGUGCAUCACGUCGCUGGGUGCCACCAUUUACGCCAACAUCCGCCAAUCAUAUUUAGAGGAUAGAUUAUUUAGCCUAGUUAGUAUCGAAGAGCGACUCAGUGUUCUGGAAAGCCAGAUCCGCGAUGUAUAUAGCAGAAGUCAUCGGCACCAGAACCGCCAGGAACAGGACCAGGAGGCCAGCGUCUCCGAUGUGGUGCGGAAGAUUUCGUUCCAGAUCGCCGAACUGCCGAGGAUACGUCGUGACGUUUCGGCGCUGAAACUAUCGCGAGCGGCCCGGCAGGUUCCAAUGCAGGAAGGCGAAUGCAUCUGUCCACCAGGACCACCUGGCCCUCCAGGUCCCCCAGGAAAGAGAGGGAAGCGAGGAAAGAAAGGAGACUUAGGUGAACCAGGUGUGGAGGGUCCCACCGGUCCACCCGGUAAAAACGGUCUUCCGGGUCUGAAGGGAGUGAAAGGAGACCGAGGAUCGAUGGGGCCAAUCGGGCUGGACGGUCCCAAGGGCGAACCGGGACGACCCGGGGACAAAGGCUCGAAAGGAGAAGUCGGAUUGCCACCGAUAGACGUGUUCCAGACAGUGAAGGGAUUAAAGCGAUCCGUAACGACACUGCGGGGUGGCUCGCUGGGCUACGCUGAAAUCGUAGCCGUCAAGGGCGAGCCGGGAGAGCCAGGCCCUCCAGGUCCACCGGGACCGGUGGGGCCGUCGGGUCCGAUGGGACUGGAAGGACGGCCCGGACCGCCGGGUGAUCCCGGCCCCAAAGGUGAUCCGGGAACGGCAGGCGAAAAGGGGCCCGUUGGUAACCCGGGAACGCCCGGACUGCCGGGAGGAAAGGGUGAUCGGGGAGACAAAGGUGAUCGAGGGCUGACGACGCACUUCAAGGGCGAUCAGUUCCCAGCGGGUAUCAUCGAAGGGCCACCCGGCCCUCCAGGACCUCCAGGUCCUCCCGGCGACAAAGGUGAUCCAGGUCCAGAAGGCCCUCCUGGUCCACAGGGUGAAAAGGGCCCACGGGGUAAACGCGGCAAACGGGGCCCCAACAAGGAUGACGACUACGAUGAAGCAACGUUAGCACAGUUCCGCGGCCCUUCGGGUCCACCCGGACCUCCGGGUCUACCAGGUCGGGAUGGUCUACCGGGACACAAAGGUGACGCUGGAGAAGUCGGUGCACCGGGUUCGCUUGGCCCUCGGGGGUUGGAUGGAAUGCCCGGAGAACCAGGCAUCGAAGGACCCCCCGGUCUCCCCGGUUACCAAGGUCCACCGGGAGAGAAGGGCGACCCGGGCGACAUCGGUCCUCCAGGACUCAUGGGUCCACCAGGUCUUCCCGGUCCGCCGGGCUACCCGGGUGUAAAAGGUGACAAAGGAGAUCGAGGAGAUGGCAAGUUUAGGAAGAUGCGACGGCGGCAGGAUCACGAGGGAAUGGCCGAUGAACCGUACCGGGGGGAGAUGGUGUACGGGCCACCGGGUCCGCCCGGGCCACCCGGACCUCUCGGUCAUCCUGGACAGCCCGGUCCUCGGGGGUACGACGGCAAAAAGGGCGAUCGGGGAGAGAAGGGGCAGAAGGGCGAAUAUGGACCGAUGGGACUGCCGGGUCCAAUGGGAAUGCGAGGUGAUUCAGGUCCAGUCGGUCCAGUAGGAAAAGCAGGCCAUCCGGUGUGGGAAUACUAAUUCUUAGGGCAACGUGAUCCGAAAUUUUUGGCUAUGAUUUAAUCAUUUGAAAACAAUGGGUUGAAUUUUUGUACUAAUUCGACUGUCAAAACUGAUCAAGUUAACCAAAGGGUGAUCAUUUUCAUCCGCGUUGAAGGAGGAUUGGAAAAAUCAAAAGAAAUCCAGUGUUAGUUAAGUAUUGUUCAAAGUUCUGUAUUUGUUCAGUAACGCAUGAUCAAGGAGUUGAGGUUUUUUAUUUCGUAUGUCGUGUUCGUCCAAUUUCAAAUUCAUAACGACAUAGACUCUGAUCAAGUAUUCGAGAAUUGACAUGCGGCCGAAGGAAUCGUAAAUGAUCGUAUUAUUAGCGUAAGUGAGAGGCCGAGGGUUAAGACACAAAAGCGUAUUUUUAUAAAUGUUUUUAAGAAAUCAGCGAGAAGAGGAAAGAAUGACAUACACAGAGAAAAAGAAAUAGAAAAGUGCGAUGUAAAAACUCAGAAGGAAAAAAAACAUACAAACGAUCGUUGUUAGUCAUUGAUACUUCCUCUUGUUUCAGUGUCUUUUUUCGCUUCAAAAAGUUUUUCAACAUCUAGAUAAAACACCAAACAAGGAAAAUUAUUAAACAAAAAAUCAGUCAACUAAGUGUUAAUUAAGGAAAUUCUUAAAAUACAGCCAAUUGUGAAUACUCUGUAUACUUUCCUUCGGUUUGCAUUCGUACUUCUGGAAACCUGCAUACAGGAAUGAGUUUCGUUCUUCUUCUACUCCUUGAAACCCCAUCUAGGAUAGGCAAAACAAAUUUUAUAAAGUCAUCACAAAACACAAAACAACAUAUCUCUAUUCGAAAACAAGAACAAACCAACAAACUAUCAUAACUCCUUUACCUAUCAACUACUACUAACGACAAACUAAACUCUAUCGUGUUCGUGUAAGUUAUUCUAUCUUUCAAAUCACCCCAUAAAGGAAUGACGGAAAGCCAACGCGAAUCUUACUUUCUAACAUCACCACCACCUUUCAAAACUCCCAAUCAUACAAAAAAAACUGUCAGAUAGCUGUUCGAAUUUCAUUUGUGCAGAGUAAUCCAACCAAUUCAUAUCAUGAAAAUAAACCAUUACCAACACCGCCCUUUUCAUGCAGCUGACAGACGGAGAAAAUGUUUGUUAAAUAUUGUAAAGAGUCAUAUAGAAACAAGGUGAAAAACAAAUAAAAACAAAACCGAUUGAGAAACAGAACCAAA